Solanum dulcamara is the source of this 1390-nucleotide messenger RNA. RefSeq lists its product as uncharacterized. The transcript has a single exon. The record is from RefSeq and is a predicted model, not a curated record. The coding region runs from base 17 to 1210 and encodes 397 amino acids. NCBI's taxonomy places the organism in Eukaryota, Viridiplantae, Streptophyta, Magnoliopsida, Solanales, Solanaceae.
AUUAGCUUUAGGCCCAAUGUUUAAAGUCCAAUCAACAUCCCUCGUUUUCCCCAGAGCUUCUCUGCUUCACAAUCUUGGUAAGGCAAGUAUCCCCCAUAAACGAAAAGCUUCCAUUUUACCUUCGGAGAGAAAAACGAUGAAGCUCUCACUGAAACUCCAAGACCAAUCUCAAAUCCACAACCACCAAAAACAAUCACAAACACACCCACUUCUCCUUCGUGCCAAAAUCCCCAUUUCCAUUUUCAACCUUCCUUUCCUCUCUUGCUUUUCCACCACCACCCACCACCCUUCUGAUCUCUCCCUUUCUCUUGCCACCAGUUUCCCUUCUGGACCUAUCCUUAAACUCGCCUACUCCACUGCAUCAACCCCCAGCUCCACUAGCUCCAUCGCCCCUCCUUUAACUCUCACUCUCAAAUCUGGAAUUGGGGUUUUUGGGUCUCCCAAGAACUCACCUUUAGCCAUUUCUGCUAACUUUUCCUUCUCCCCUUUGAAUCCUAAUCAAACUCCCACUUUUACCCUUCUCUUCAAACCCCAAUUGGGUUCUUUUUCGCUUCGUAAAAGCACUGUUUCUGACCCGAAUUCUAAUUCUAGUGCUGUUGGUAAGCAGAAUGGUGAUGGGAAUUCAUUUGGGUUUGUUCCUUUGGAGAGGCCAUCGAGUUUUAAGGAAUUCUCGAUGGAGGACUAUGCUAAAGAUUCGAUCUUUAAGGGGAUUGCUGUAAUGGCGAAGACGGAAUUGCCUUUGACGAAAAGGGUUAUGAUGGAUUGUCGUUGGGGUGUGAAUUUCCCCAAGGAUUUGGGGAACAGGAUGCCGUUUUUAAGUGUGAAUAAGAUCGGGAUUAAGAGAGUUGAGGAAGUUAAGGAGGUGAAGGAGAAGAAGGAUGAGAAUUCAGGCGAAACGGAGUUGCUGAAAGGUAUGUGUUUUUGGAUGAAAAAGGAGUUGGAGAUGUUGCAGAGAGAGAAUAGAGAGAUGAAACAUAGGUUGGAGGAAAUGAAGAUGGGGAAUGCUGUUAGAAAGGGUGUUGGUGAGGCAGAGUUUGUAGGUGUGCAGGUGAUUGAGAAUUCAGGGGGAUUUGAGCAGUGGAGGAAUAAGAGGAAUAGUGGGGGAGAUAAUGCGAAGAAAGAGGUGAAGAAGAACACCUCCAACGGGAAUCGAGCUAGUGAUGUUGAGAGUGAAUUGCAGAAAGCUAUUAGGGCUGCUUCCUCAUCAUGAGGUUCGAAUUGUCUGCUAAUUAGCUCGAGUAAAUAGUUAAUGAUUACUUCCUUUCUUAGUAUGCAAUGUAUAUAUGAAUGAGCUUGCUGUAACUCAAGUGAGAUACCUAUCUCCUUAAGGAGGGUUAGAGUGAUGAAUAAUUUAUAGUUUUACUUCUCUAGACUAUAGAGAAGGCUUCAA